Molecule: messenger RNA, 579 nt
Organism: Tripterygium wilfordii
Lineage: Eukaryota; Viridiplantae; Streptophyta; Magnoliopsida; Celastrales; Celastraceae
Exons: 2
Coding region: 54-560 (168 amino acids)
Source: RefSeq, a predicted model, not a curated record
UAUUACAGCAAUGCUAAAAUUCUGCUCUUUGGUAUAUCGGUCAAACCCAUUGCAUGGAGUUGGCGGCCCAAAGCUGCGAGGCCAUAAGCAUAUUGAGCAAUGUUUGUACGAUCCAAGCAAUCAAUGAACAUAUUUACAAAUUGGAGUAUUUGGGACAUAUAAUUUCUAGCGAAGGAGUGGCAGCUGACCCUAAAAAGCUGGAAGGCAUGGCGAGUUGGGCAGUACCUAAAGAUGUCCGUGAAUUAAGAGGCUUCCUCAGAUUGACCGGGUACUAUAGACGUUUCACCAGAGGCUAUGGCAUCAUUGCAAGACCUCUUACCAGUUUAUUGAAGAAGAAGGCUUUCCAUUGGGAUGAUAUAGCAACUGUUGCUGUUGAAAAAUUGAAACAGAAAAUGACCACAGCUCCUGUUUUGGCUAUUCCUGAUUUCUCCAAGUUGUUUGUGGUUGAGACCGACGCGUCUGGAAAAGGAUUUGGAGCAGUUCUUAUGCAAGAAGGAAAACCAAUUGCUUUUUUGAGUCAAAUCUUUUUCAGAGAAGACUCAGUUGAAGUAUGUGUAUGAACGGGAGCUUAUGGCAGUG